UUGAAACGCGCGAAGAGGAUGUUGAUUGCUGUUGGAGAAGCAGUUCCUCAAAACUAGCCGCAGAGCUAGCUAUCUAACACCACAGAGGGUGAAACUUUGCCGUGCGAGCUCACAUUUAUGGCCCAAGUUGAGUUUUUUUGCGGUUAUGACUUGACUUGGGUGUCGGUGGAGGUUUGAACUCUUCGGAGGUUUAAAUCCAGAGUCUGGACCGACCAGGAUGCUAGCAUGUGUCGCUAGCAAACCGCUGCAGGAAAUUAGCUCGUUAGCUUCGACAGACAGCCAAAGUAUUAUGAGGCUGAAGUUUCCCUCUCUACGCUCAGUUUAAACAACCUCAAUGGACACCGAGGCGAUAGUGAUCCGUAUAAAAACGCCAUCAGGGGACAUGGACUCGUCCGUCGACUGUCCAUCUCUUCUGAACUUCAAUGACUUGCUGGUCGCAAUCAGAGAUGUCAUGCCCGAAGCCACUGUCACUGCCUUUGAAUAUGAGGAUGAAGUGGGAGACAGAAUCACCGUGAGGAGCGAUGAAGAACUCAAAGCCAUGUUGUCAUAUUACUGCAACACAAUGAAUGAACAACGCAUGAAUGGACUGCUGCCGGAUCCUCUGCAGAUUUUUCCGAGAGCCGGCAAGACUCCAGGGAACCGGAACAUACAUGGCCUGAAGGUGAACACAAGACCUAACCCAGCCAACGACUGCACUCAUGCCGUUCCGGACUCCAUAGCCAACAACAGCUUAAAAAAAUCAUCUGCCGAGUUGAAGAGGAUCUUGACAAACGGGCAGAUAAAUGCCCAAGAUAUCCACUAUCAAGAGCAGCUCGGCCAUGGAAACGGAGGCACGGUUUACAAAGCGUACCAUGUUCUUGGCAAGCGUGUUUUAGCCGUCAAGGUCAUUCCUCUGGAUAUCACGGUGGAAUUACAGAAGCAAAUCAUGUCCGAGUUAGAAAUCCUCUACAAGUGCGAUUCUCCCUACAUCAUCACUUUCUUCAGUGCCUUUUUUGUAGAGAACAGGAUAUCCAUAUGCACAGAAUUCAUGGACGGUGGAUCUCUGGACGUCUACAAGAGAAUCCCAGAGCAUGUUCUGGGGAGGAUCGCAGUGGCGGUAGUCAAAGGCCUGACGUAUCUGUGGAGCCUGAAGAUACUUCACAGAGAUGUCAAGCCUUCCAAUAUGCUGGUGAACACCCGAGGACAAGUCAAGCUCUGUGACUUUGGUGUCAGCACACAGUUGGUGAAUUCAAUCGCCAAAACGUACGUGGGAACUAACGCAUACAUGGCGCCGGAGAGGAUAUCAGGAGAACAGUAUGGAAUCCAUGCAGAUGUCUGGAGCGUGGGAAUCUCUUUCAUGGAGCUGGCGCUUGGCAUGUUCCCCUAUCCACAGAUUCAGAAGAACCAAGGAUCUUUAAUGCCUCUCCAGUUACUGCAAUGCAUCGUUGAUGAGGAUCCUCCAGUUCUUCGUGGCCAGUUCAGUGAGAAGUUCGUCCACUUCAUCACUCAGUGUAUGCGGCGGCACCCCAAAGAGAGACCUGCACCUAAUAACCUCAUGGAUCAUUCCUUCAUCGUGCAGUACAACGAUGGAAACGCAGAGGUGGUGUCCAUGUGGGUUUGUCGCUGUCUGGAGGAGAGACGAGCUCAGCACGCUCAGGGACCGAUCUGACGUCCUCCAGCCGCCGUCGAUCCGGACGUCUGGACCCAAACAUCGAGCGCUUAUCGAAGGCUGCAGGGUCAAGUACGUCCACAUGCACUGCAGAGGUGAUUUAAUGUACAUGGACUAAAAAAAAGCAAAUCACCAGAUGUUACAUACUUCCUGUAAGUAGAUCUUUAUUUAACAGCACCGGCCGCGUGGACUGAGUCUCUGCUCUGAGCUUUUCUUUCCAGCUUCUUUUUGUCAGCGAGCAUCACAGCCUGACGGAGGUUUGGAAUUAGUCUGGUCCCGAUUCUAAGGAUCAGAGACGAUAAAUUAAAGCACAAGUCUUCGACACGCCGGUCGGGCUGUGCUCUGCUCCUGUGAUGGUAUCUUCAGCAGCCGUCUUGUGCUUUACCGUUGACGGCCCUCUAGUGAAUGUUAAGGUUCCUCCCCAUCUGUGUGCCUGUUUAUCCAGUGGUAUAAAGUUAUUACCUCAGCAAACGUUAGUUGUCACUGUAACAGCGAGAUUCCUCCCAAAAAUUGACUCUUUUUUUUUUUUCCCAGCUUUUGAGCUAAAUCGACUGCAGAGCGAAAUGAAAUCAGGAGGAGCAGACGUUAAUUUAUUAAUUAAAUCGGAGUUGAACUCAGUCGCACAUUUUUUUAUCGGACAAACCACUGAAAGAAAUCAUCCUGAAGGUCCGGAUGGCCACUUUUAUCAUCAGCAGUUUGGUUUUGUUUUGUUUUUUUAUCUCCUCUUAAAAACCGUCACUUUACAUUUGUACUCAUGGUUUUAUUCAUAUUGUGACCACUAAGUCCUCAUUUUGAAAACAAAUCUCAUGUCCUAUACAGAUCUAAAGCAUUUCAUUGGAUUGCCUGAUGAGAUCAGUAACACGUUAAUGCAGUGCUCUGAACACCAAAGACGAGCCGAACGAUGGAUUCUAUGGAUUUCUGAUGGCUGAGCUGAACGAGAUGAAGUCCUUUGACGAGGUCUUUAAGUAGUGAAAUGUGCUCAAGUGCAAUUAAAUUCAGAUUCACAGCGAACGUAGUCUGAUGUGUGAGAAUCAGCGUACAGAAACGGGCUGAAAGCAGCAGUUUAUUAUUCCUCAUUUAGACGUGGAAAGAUUCUAAUCAUUGCUGUUUAUAGAGCAAUCAAACGUUCUUCAUGAUCUGGGAUCUUUUUAUUAUCAUCUUGCAUCUAUUUCCAGAAUGGCCAAUAUAUUCUGCAGUUUUUCUUCUUAAAGUAACAUUUGAUUUCCAGUUCACCAGAGUAAAGAUGGGAGAAAUAGCAUGUAAUAUACUAUAAGAUGCAAGUAGGAAUAUUACAUUGGCCAGAUCUUUUAAUUUUGGGAGUUGAUGGACGCUGUUAUCCCACAUUACAACAUGUGGAAAUUGAAUUGAAGGUACCAUGUCGGUGUGUCGUUGAACAACUUAAGGACUUAUAUGAAGGCCAGUAGGUGGUUUUAUUCAUUUACUUUAUGGGCAAACAUUAUUCUUUCUGCUGAGAAUUCACGUUUUCCUUGACAGAAAUGUUGAAAUCAUAAUUUCUCCACCAAGGAACUCGAGCUUCAUGCGUUUGUCCGUCUGUCUGCGCAACGUUACUCAAAAACCAACUUCCAUUUCAGGCUAAAACACCUGCAAGAUUUGGCCCUAAAUCCCCAAAGAUUCAAGAUUCAAGAUCUUUAUUUAUCACAAACACAAUUACACACAGUAUAAUGAGCAGUGAAAUGAUUCUGUGGUAGAUGAAGAAAUUUAUGUUCCCACAAGUUCAAACUUCCCUUCUUCUGCCCACGAGCGCUUUCUAACGUCUACGAGUUGUUGGACGAUACAUCCAGCAUGGUGGAACAUCUCUAGAGUGAAAAACACCGUGUUUGUUGAGGUUGUUCAAACGUAAAUGUUAAUUAUCUUCAACAUGUGGAGCAUCAUUUUCCUCUCUAGUGUUGGGAACACCUGUGGGCUCCGAGGAAAACGUCGGACAAAUCGGAGUGAUUCAACUUUAGUUUCUGUCUUUUUUCGAACGAAUAUUUCGAACGGAUUUGGAUGAAACUUCCAGGGAAGGUCAGAAUGAAACAAGGACCAAGUGAUUAUUGUCUGGAUCCACAGAUUAGUUAAAGAUUUUCGUGUCAUUGCGAGAUAGCGGCACGGAGUCACUGUAACCAUGACAACAAGUGAAUGCCACAUGAUUCAAACCCACCGUAGAGGACUUAUCAAGACUUACCGGUUAAAGUCAUACGACUGAGCAGCCUUGGCGGAGUACUGUGCUUUUCUUGUUUAAUGUUUGACACCCAUCCGUGUUUCAUUACUCCGGUUUGUUGGGUGGAAGUCAAACACAGCAUCCCAACCGGUUUCCAAGACAUGGAUUAAGGCUUGGUCUGAAGGUUUUAUAAAGAUCUCCACUGAAAACGGUUCUCCAAAGUCUUGGACCAAUCGAAUCGCUUUCUUUGCGUUUCCACUUUGGUCUGCACACCGUUGGGAUUCACCACUUCACCAUAUUACUGCAUGUUAACCUCCGACCUUCGUGUUUGUUCAUCCGUGGCUCAGUCUGGUUUUUAUUCACACAAAACACCACAAUGUUAGGUUCCGUAUAUUCACUGCUCAGAGGAUUGUGGGUAAGGACGCUGUAUUACAUCGAAAUGCAGCCAAAUGUCAUAGGACGUCCUGGUAUUUUUGACGUACUGGGACAUACUAAAACUUUUCUCUAGCUUAUUAUACAGUAUGUUCUGGAUGUUGGAACUCAUCCCAUGUUUGGUAAACUGAGCCUUAAAGUUUAGUGGGUUAUAAUAUGGAACAGAAACUAUUCAGUAUGUGAUCCCAGACCACCUUAAAUCCAUUUAUCAUCUGUUCUAACUCAGUGAUCUGAUAAUAAACUAACUAGAAUGAGCCUUUUUCUCGGUUACAGCAAUAAGGGGAACGUUCAUUUCUCACAGAUUGUCACUGCAGAUUUUAUUCGUGCCACUAUUUGCCUCAGAAACCUGCAGGUGGGGCUUUUGUUUUCUGUUUUUUUUGUUUUUUUUACCUUUGUUGACAUAAAUGUACUUUCACCACAAUAUUGGGGAAAAAAAUGUCCAUUCAUCAUCAUAAAGAUAUUACUCUGAUAACCACCGAAACAUAGAUCAUUUUUCAGCAGGUAAAAUUCCUUCUCUGCAUCAUUACUUUAGUGGGACGCCCACCGGUCAUUUAGUUGCUGUUAAAUUUUAAAUAUUUCGCGUUCUGGUUAAGCUACUAAAUUCAUGUGAAAGAGGACGAGUGUUUUGUUGCUCAUGAACUAAAGGUUGGCGCGUUUUUGCCACUCAAGUUCAGCUAAAAAGAGUAACGUUUUGAUUUAAGUCUGACAUUUCCUGUUUUUAUUGUUCUCACCGAUUGUGUUUUUUUUUUUUUUUUUAAAGGAAUUUGCCGUAAAGACGGACAUAUUUAUUAUUUUUUUUACUCUUCAGCCUGCUUCCAUCUGAGACCAGCUCUUGCCCUUUUUGUUGUUUUUCUUGUUCUUGCCAAAAACCACAAAGCGUCCAGUCAGUGAUGGGAUUCUUAUUGCUGGCUGAUUAUGGCCUUCUCUGUAAUUAUCUGUGUGGGCACAUAUUCCAACCAUAAUAAAUAAAAUGUAUUUCAACUGAA
Messenger RNA from Acanthochromis polyacanthus (spiny chromis), 5227 nucleotides. It is a transcript of the gene map2k5, whose product is annotated as mitogen-activated protein kinase kinase 5. The record is from RefSeq and is a predicted model, not a curated record. Gene Ontology annotation, biological process: protein phosphorylation. Gene Ontology annotation, molecular function: ATP binding; protein binding; protein kinase activity. Lineage: Eukaryota; Metazoa; Chordata; Actinopteri; Pomacentridae.